Molecule: messenger RNA, 2773 nt
Organism: Argiope bruennichi
Lineage: Eukaryota; Metazoa; Arthropoda; Arachnida; Araneae; Araneidae
Product: caprin-1-like
Exons: 11
Coding region: 61-1848 (595 amino acids)
Cellular component (GO): cytoplasm
Molecular function (GO): RNA binding
Source: RefSeq, a predicted model, not a curated record
CGAGAAACUUAAACAAGGAUUCCAUCUUCUUCGUCUUGUUGAUACGGUGAGAUCUAGAGGAUGCCCUCCGCCUCUGCCAAAGUCGAGAAGAUUGCCCCUGUUGAGGCAAUCGACCCUAUGAAAAUAUGUCUCCAAACGCUGGAAAAACGAAUGAGGAAUUUAGAAAAACGAAAGAUAAAGUUGGACAAUUACCGUAAUGAUGUAAAAAAUGGUAAAGAAUUGAAUGAAGAUCAAAAACUUGCUGUAAGCAAAUAUGAUUCAGUUAUUUGUGUGCUUGAGUUUGCUGGUGAUCUUUAUAAGUCCAUGAAUACUACCAUUCAAGAGUGUUCUCGACAGUUAAAAAAACAAGCAAAAAAAGAACAGUUGGAGCGACAACAGCAUGAGAUCCAGCGUCUUCAAGAAGCUUUCAUUUUCUGUCAUAUUUUGUCAUGCUUUCAAAAUGAAGAUGUACGGAGUGAUUUCUUGAAUGGAGAAAAUGGUGCCAUUCAAUUGACCAGUGAACAGUUAUCGCAGUUGGACCAGUUAUACAAAUUGCUAGGGCCUGCACUUCCAAAUGAACGAGCUGAUCUUACUAAUCAUUUUCAUGCUUUGGCGGAAAACCACAUUUUCUUGGUUGAAGGAAAGAAUAAAGAAAUUGCUGGUACUACUUAUAAAGUUCUUAAAGAUCUCUUGUCCAGCAUUAAAGAGUCUGGAUAUUUCUCAAGACCAUCUGAACCUCUUGAAGAUGGGACAUCCAGUGAUGAUAUGCAAGAGGAAAAUUUAGUUGAGAAAUUGGAAAAUACUAAUAUUUCAUCUGAACAGCAAGAAAUUAUUCAGACUCAGACAAAUGAUCAGCAGUAUGAAGCUUCUGGGGAAUCUAAUGGUACCUGUGCAGUAACUGCUGAGGAGAUUCAUGAAUCACCAGCACCUGUGCAAAAUGGGCCAUUACAAGAAGUUCUCUCUUCUCAAAAUGCCUUCAACUUCUUACAGGAAUCACAAAUUGAUAUGGGAGCUCCUCAUAUGGACCCGGCUGUUGUAGCUGUACACCAAAUGGCACCUCCACAGGCUGUUAAUUAUGCUAUGACUCCUUAUCCACCAACUUCACCACAUGAAGAAACUCCUCCUUUAGUGAAUGGAAAUGAACCACAUGAAAUCCCUGGACCUUCUGUACCUGCUAGCCAGGUUUCUCCAAUUCCUAAUGCUAUUCCUCGAACGGUACCUCCUGUCUUAACAUCUGUUCAGCACGAUUUUGAUCCAUCUCAUCCCAUCCCGACUCAGACAUUCACAAAUCAAAGUUUUGCUGUGAUGCAAAAUAUGAUUAUGCCUCAAGGCUAUGUCCCAGUGACAAUGCAUCAUGGCCCUCUUCCUCACCAUAUUGCACCAAUUGCUGUGGUACCUGCACCACCUCCUGUCACUACUGCCCCAGCUCCUGUUAUACCCAUGCACGUACCAGUUACUGUUCCAGUUCAAGAUGUAAGUCCUUUAACAGCAUCAGAACCCAAGCCAGAAAUUGAAGAGACACAGCCGAUUAUGGAAAACAACGAUAUAGAACCUGAUUCUAACUCAAAUGAACCAUCUGGUGAAAAAGGAACUGAAACUAAUGGCUAUCCUCAAUACCGAGGUGGUUACCGAGGGAGAGGACGUGGACGAGGAAAUAAUGGAUAUUUCAGGGGAAGAAAUAAUUAUCAUAAUGGGCGUGGUGGAUAUCAAAAUCAUUAUUAUCAAGACAGAAAUGGGUAUAAUAGUAAUUACAGACGAGGAAAUAACCGUGGACGGGGUGGAAAUGGCAAUAAUCGUGGCCGUGGAAACUACAGAACACAAUCAUCUCAACAACAACAACCCCAACAGCAACAACAAGCGCAACAGUAAACCAUGAAGUAUGUGUAAAAUUCAUCAGCUGUGUUAAUAAUCAUCUCUCGGACUUGGCAGUGGCAGUGGAUCCUCCUUUCUCAUAACACUUUAGUUAAAACAAAAGAGAUUUUGCUAUGGAAACAGAAAAUAUCAAUAAUAUGAAAUAAGCUAUGGCCUUCUGACAAGUCUUCACCCAAUUCUCUGAUCAAAGCUUCCACCUAGCAUUCAUCUGUUCACACAGUAUUAAGAGAGCAAGUAGAAAGGGUCAGACAUCAUAACAUUUACCCUUCAUUCUUGCGUGGAAGUCAGCAAAUUGGGACCAGCACAUAUUUUGUGCGGCGAUUUGACACGAUUGUCGCAGGAAUCGUAAAUAUUUUCAAUGCAGACUUACAAAAGGCUGCUCCUAAGUAGAAUAUUGAUCAACCUGAUUGUGCAUACAACUUUUUUUGUUUCUUUUUGUUGUGAUAAUCAAUUUUUGCAGGGUUUUUCAUAUGCUACUUGUUUUAUAUCAAAACUUAAAAUUUGCCCUUUGUGUCUUUCUAACCUGUUAUUUAAUUUUUUUCACUUCCCUUCUUUCUUUCCCAUCUAUUGUCUUUUAGUUGGCAACUUAAAAGCAGAAAAGAUGUUUUUUGUUCCUAAUGUUCAAGCCUCCUUAUUUUUUUUGUGUGUGUGCAAAAUGUGCACUUGUGUGAAAAUUGUAUAUCUACCGUUUUUGAAAAAUUGUUGACAUAACUACUAGAUGAUGCCAAAAAUCAGUUACCUGUGCAUCUGCAUUUUCUGCUACCCACUAUCAUUCUGUAGUUAGGUAAUGCAUAUUCUGUCAGGUUGUUUCUGGAAAAUAAAUUUUUGUAAAGAACUUUAAGUUUGGACAACAGUGUUAGUCCUUCACUGAGUAUCCAAAGCUUAAUUGCUCUGAUGUUAAUAAAGUGUUUUAAGAAAAUAA